GUUACUCUGAUGGCAGCAUGGGCUUGGCCAAUAAACAACUCUAUACAUACAUUUGAAGAAAAACCUUCUUUUGAUCCAAACCCAAACACCUGUUUAGGCGUUUAGCUCAAUUGACAAAGGCUUUUUAAGCCAUCAACAAAGGAACAAACGGAUUCUAGGUCAAUAAUCCAUUGGGAGUUCUCGUAGCCAUUUUAUAUGCAGUUGAAGUAGCAAUACAAGUAGUUGUUCCAUCCGUUCCAAAAUCUCCUCUUUUUUGUGUUCUUUUAAUAAAAAUCAAACAGUUCGAUAAAUUUAUAAGGUUUUAAUCAAUGGGUCUCAAGCAAGAAGAUUUACUUCUCAAUAACAGCAGCAAUUGGAAUGUUGAUGAGAUGCCCAUUGACAAGCAAAAGCUUGCUGCUCCAAUAAAAUCAGCUGUUGAUAAGUUUCAGCUACUCCCUGAGUUUUUAAAGGUUAGAGGGUUAGUUAAACAACACCUGGAUUCAUUUAACUACUUUGUUAAUACCGGAAUAAAGAAAAUUGUUCGUGCCAAUGAGCGCAUUGCAUCCGAUGUUGAUCCCAGUAUUUACCUCAGGUUUAAAGAUGUUAGAAUCGGUGAGCCCUCCAUGACGAUCGAUGGGAUUAGUGAAAAAAUAAAUCCCCAUACAUGCCGGUUGUCAGAUAUGACGUAUGCUGCACCAAUUUUGGUCAACAUUGAGUACAUUCAAGGGAGUCAUGGGCAGAAAACUAGACUGGAAAAGAAUGAUCUUGUUAUUGGAAGAAUGCCCAUCAUGUUAAGGAGUUGUUGCUGUGUGUUAUUUGGAAAAGAUGAAGCUGAACUUGCGAGGCUUGGUGAGUGCCCUCUCGAUCCUGGAGGAUAUUUUAUCAUUAAAGGAGCAGAGAAGGUGAUUUUAAUACAGGAACAACUUUCCAAGAAUAGGAUAAUUAUUGAUGCAGACAAGAAGGGAAAUAUAAAUGCAUCUGUGACAAGCAGUUCAGAGGCAACAAAGAGCAAAACAGUUAUUCAGAUGGAGAAAGACAAGAUAUAUUUGCUUCUCAAUCAAUUUGUGAAAAAGAUCCCUAUUAUGGUGGUCAUGAAAGCAAUGGGGAUGGAGAGUGAUCAAGAGGUUGUGCAGAUGGUUGGUAGAGAUCCUCGUUAUGGUGCCCUUCUUUUGCCUUCUAUAGAGGAAUGUUCAGGUGUUGGCAUUUAUACCCAGGAACAAGCAUUAGAGUACCUUGAGACAAAGGUGAAAAGAGCUAUGUAUGCUGCUCCCGCAUCUCAGAAGGAAGGGAGAGCUCUGCCUAUCCUUCGAGAUGUGUUUCUUGCCAAUGUUCCAGUUCGUUGUAAUAAUUUUCGUCCAAAAUGUUUGUAUGUUGCGGUAAUGAUGAGAAGGAUGAUGGAGGCAAUUUUAAAUAAGGAUGCAAUGGAUGACAAGGAUUAUGUGGGGAACAAGCGUCUGGAGCUAUCAGGACAACUAAUCUCUCUGCUUUUUGAGGAUUUAUUCAAGACAACCAUUAGUGAGGUUAAGAAGUUGAUUGAUCAUGCCCUAUCAAAGCCCAGCAGAUCUAGUGCUUUGGACCCUUCUCAGUUUUUGCGUAGUAGAGAGACCAUUACUGUUGGGCUUGAAAGGACCCUUUCUACUGGUAACUUUGAUAUCAAGCGGUUCAGAAUGCACAGAAAAGGCAUGACACAGGUGCUUGCGAGGUUAUCUUUUAUUGGGACUUUGGGCUAUAUGACUAAAAUCUCACCACAGUUUGAGAAGUCUCGGAAAGUAAGUGGACCAAGGGCCUUGCAACCCAGCCAGUGGGGAAUGCUUUGCCCUUGUGAUACUCCUGAAGGUGAAGCUUGUGGAUUGGUUAAAAACUUGGCCUUAAUGACUCAUGUUACAACUGAUGAGGAUGAGGGUCCAUUGAUUUCCCUGUGCUAUUGCUUAGGCGUUGAAGACUUGGAGCUACUAUCUGGAGAAGAGCUUCAUACACCAAAUUCAUUCCUGGUUAUAUUAAAUGGGCUCAUUCUUGGCAAACAUAGAAGGCCACAGCGCUGUGUUUACAUUGCUUCCGAUGGAGGCCGAGUUUGUCGACCGUUGGUAAUAGCUGACAAGGGAAUAUCAAGGAUCAAAGAACACCAUAUGAAGGAGUUACUGGAUGGAGUUCGUACUUUUGAUGACUUUUUACAUGAUGGAUUGAUUGAAUAUCUUGAUGUCAACGAGGAGAACAAUGCUCUGAUUGCUUUGUACGAAAAAGAGGCUACACCUGAAACAACCCAUAUCGAGAUAGAGCCUUUCACGAUCUUAGGUGUUUGUGCUGGGCUAAUUCCAUAUCCUCAUCAUAAUCAGUCACCAAGAAAUACCUAUCAGUGUGCAAUGGGGAAGCAAGCAAUGGGAAAUAUUGCAUAUAACCAGUUGUGCCGGAUGGACACAUUACUUUAUCUAUUGGUGUAUCCUCAGCGGCCUUUAUUGACAACAAGGACAAUUGAACUGGUUGGAUAUGAUAAGCUUGGAGCUGGUCAGAAUGCAACUGUUGCUGUUAUGAGUUACAGUGGUUAUGACAUAGAGGAUGCAAUUGUCAUGAACAAGUCUUCUCUAGACCGUGGUUUUGGUCGAUGUAUUGUGAUGAAACGGUAUUCUGCCGUUAAUCAAAAAUACGAAACUGGUGCAUCCGACAGAAUACUUAGGCCACAGAGAACGGGCCCUGGUUCAGAAAGGAUGCAGAUAUUGGAUGAUGAUGGAAUUGCUGCUCCUGGGGAGAUUAUUAGACCAAAUGAUGUCUACCUUAACAAGGAGUCUUCUAUUCAUACAAGAGGGACUCGUGUAUCUUCAGAAUCUCUACCAGAUAGUGCAUAUAGACCUGCAAGGCAAACAUACAAAGGUCCUGAAGGAGAGUCUUGUGUGGUGGAUAGAGUUGCUCUUAGCUCUGAUAGGAACAGCAAUCUAUCGAUCAAAUUUUUAAUACGGCACACACGUCGACCUGAGGUUGGUGACAAAUUUAGUAGCAGACAUGGCCAGAAAGGUGUCUGUGGCACUAUUAUUCAGCAGGAAGAUUUCCCAUUUUCAGAGCGUGGCAUUUGUCCUGAUUUAAUUAUGAAUCCUCAUGGUUUUCCAAGUCGAAUGACUGUAGGUAAGAUGAUAGAGCUUCUAGGAGGCAAAGCUGGAGUUUCAUGUGGUAGAUUCCAUUAUGGUAGUGCCUUUGGGGAGCCUAGUGGUCACGCAGAUAGAGUUGAAGCUAUAAGUGAAACACUUGUCAAGCAUGGUUUUAGCUACAACGGGAAGGACUUCAUUUAUUCAGGUAUCACAGGUUGUCCACUACAAGCAUAUAUUUUUAUGGGACCAAUUUACUACCAGAAGUUAAAGCAUAUGGUCCUUGAUAAAAUGCAUGCCAGAGGUAAUGGGCCUCGAGUUAUGCUAACUAGACAGCCUACGGAAGGGAGAGCUCGAAAUGGAGGGUUACGAGUAGGAGAAAUGGAACGUGAUUGUCUAAUAGCUUAUGGCGCUAGCAUGUUGAUUUUUGAGCGCCUGAUGAUUUCCAGUGAUCCUUUCGAAGUUCAGGUUUGCAGAAAAUGUGGCUUGUUAGGAUACUAUAGCCACAAGCUGAAAACUGGGAUUUGUUCUUCAUGUAAAAAUGGAGAUAAUGUUUCUACUAUGAAACUGCCAUACGCAUGCAAGCUUUUAAUCCAGGAACUCCAGUCAAUGAAUAUUGUUCCGCGUUUGAAACUAGCAGAGGCUUGAUCUGAUGGAAUUUCCCUAAUAUCUAGAUUUGGCAGCUAUGCAGUAAUUCAAAAACAAAUGGUUGGAAUGUUCCGGUAGGCAGACCAUUGUUUCAGGGUAAGAUUGCAGCUGCUCAUUUAUAUGCAGAGAAUGACUCCCUUAAUUUUGUACAACUGGCGUGUUGCUCCGAAGAUAUGUUUUCGUGAAUGUCGGCGAGUUCAGUCGGAUCUAUUGACAUUUUUGUAUUACCUAUCGCUUAAGUAGAAGGGUUAUUGCAAUUAGGGAUUUUGUCAAAGAUCAUCUGUUCAACGCUUAAAGCCAUGCCAGUAGUUGGGCAGUUUAUAGGGCAUUAUUUAAAAAUGUAUUGUUAUAAUUUUAUUAACUUAAAGAGGUUUUUACAUAUUCUGGAUUGUUAUUGUAUGCUGUCUGAUCAGCAAGCUGUGAAUUUUGAUAGAUCUGGAAUUUUCUUCAGUGAGAAUUAUGAUCUUGAAGUGAGGGCUCAGGUUCAAGAUAUCUGUGAAGUUAGUAUGUUGAAAGAGACUGAAAAAUAUUUAGGGCUACCUGUUUGGUGUGAGAAUGUAAAGUAGAUUUAGUGAUUCGAAUAUUCAUGUCGUGUAAAAUAUUAAAAUUUGUGUAUUUAUAUAAUGUUUUACAUAAAAAUUA
Durio zibethinus is the source of this 4343-nucleotide messenger RNA. Lineage: Eukaryota; Viridiplantae; Streptophyta; Magnoliopsida; Malvales; Malvaceae. The record is from RefSeq and is a predicted model, not a curated record.